Molecule: messenger RNA, 1892 nt
Organism: Cylicocyclus nassatus
Lineage: Eukaryota; Metazoa; Nematoda; Chromadorea; Rhabditida; Strongylidae
Source: the annotation of a GenBank genome assembly
AGUAGUUUUCAGUAAACUCCUUAUGAAAUGGAUGUUCUUGGCACGGCGCGUGCUUAUAUCAAAGAGAUGGUCAAUCUGGCUGGUCCUCAAAUGAAAGUUAUUCUCAUGGACAAAGAAACGACAACAAUAGUAUCAUGUGCUUUUGCGCAGUCGGAAAUGAUGCAGAAAGAAGUUUAUUUAUUCGAACGUCUUGACUCGCCUGUACCUCGAGAGGCAAUAAAACACUUAAAAUGCCUUGUUUUUGUUCGACCCACUCCUGACAAUGUCCAGCUUCUGGCUUCUGAGCUUAGAAAUCCGCGCUAUGCGCAAUAUUAUAUCUAUUUCUCAAAUAUCGUGAGCAAAACAGAUUUGAAGAUGCUUGCUGAAGCCGAUGAGCAUGAGACGGUCAGAGAAGUUCAUGAGUUCUUCGUCGAUGGCAUUGCUCUGAGCCCUCCAAUUUUCUGUAUAAAUAUAAAAGAAGUCUACGACCGGUCUUUUCACCUUACACCAGCUGCAUAUCUGCGAAUUAAACAGGCGCUUGUGGCGCUUUUGCUUAACCAGAAAAAGAAGCCAGUUAUAAGAUAUCAGCGCACAUCAGAGGAUUGCAAAAGACUUGCUGACGAUUUAAAUCAGGUAGUGCGACGUGAGGAAGGCCUAUUUGAUAAUGCAAAACGCGACACAGUUCUUCUUAUCAUUGAUCGAAGUGAAGAUCCUGUUACUCCGCUACUGAAUCAGUGGACUUACGAAGCUAUGGUACACGAACUAAUCACCAUUAACAACAACCGUGUUGCCGUUGAUGGGCAAAGCAUGGUGCUGAGUGAACUGCAUGACGAGUUUUAUGCCAAGAAUGUCUCAUCAAACUUCGGAGAAAUUGGACAGAACAUCAAAGUACUCAUGAAUGAAUUUCAACAGAAGUCCCAAAUACACAAAAACUUGGAGUCUAUAGCAGAUAUGAAGAAUUUUGUGGAGGAGUAUCCACAGUUCAAGAAGAUAUCAGGUACUGUAUCAAAGCAUGUUACGUUGAUGGGAGAGCUCAGUAAGCUUGUUGCGAAUCGAAAUCUGCUGGAAAUAUCGGAGGUAGAACAAAGUAUUGUUGCCGAAGGAGAUCAUUCGCGAUGCUUAGAACGGAUUCGAUCUCUUAUCAACCAUCCUAAGACUACUAGCUUGGAUGCCCUUCGGCUAGUGCUGCUUUACGCGCUAAGGUUUGAAGGCAAUCCCAGCAACGAUCUCAAUAGCUUAGUGAAUCUGCUCAAAAGGGAUAUGGACUCCGCGAAUAUAGUACGGUCUUUGUUGAAAUAUGGAGGUGCUGGGCGUAGAAAGACCGAUCUUUUUGGAGAGGGGUCAACAAUGGAAUUGACAAAAAGGUUCAUAAAGGGACUGAAGGGCGUGGAGAACAUUUAUACGCAACAUGAACCGUAUAUCAAAACGAUAAUGGAAAAUGUAGUCCGAGGAAGACUGUCAGAGCAACAAUAUCCCUAUGUUAGUGGCGAUAAUGCUAAUAGCCGUCAAGACAAUCUCAUUAUCUUCAUCGUUGGUGGUGCUACAUUUGAAGAGGCUUUAUCUGUACGAUCUCAAAAUGAGAAACGAAUGCAAGGUGGAGGAGGACCAGCAGUGUUGCUCGCCACAACAUUCAUGCACAAUACUAAGAGCUUUGUUGAUCAAUUCUCGCUUUCAUCCCCUUGGGCACGGUAGGAGACCAGAUAGACAUUGUUAACUAUACUAAUAAUCCCAGACUUAUCGCUGUGAUGUGUUGUGAUCUACUUUUUAACCAAUGAGUAUACUGUAGAUAACGAUCUAUUAUAUGUAUAUCUGAUUGUGCUGUACAUAAUAAUAAUCUAAGAAGAGUAUAGAAUUUUCUCCUGUAUAUUUUGUCGAGCGACUGUCUUUGCUGUUUUCAUAAAGCUGAAAGAUUU